AUGCUGAAGAAGCCACAGAAGCUGAAGAAGCCACAGAAGCUGAAGAAGCCACAGAAGCUGAAGAAGCCACAGAAGCCACAGAAGCCACAGAAGCUACAGAAGCUAAAGAAGCUACAGAAGCUAAAGAAGCCACAGAAGCUGAAGAAGCCACAGAAGCCACAGAAGCCACAGAAGCUGAAGAAGUCACAGAAGCUAAAGAAGCCACAGAAGUCACAGAAGCUAAAGAAGCCACAGAAGCCACAGAAGCUGAAGAAGCCACAGAAGCUGAAGAAGCCACAGAAGCCACAGAAGCCACAGAAGCUGAAGAAGUCACAGAAGCUGAAGAAGCCACAGAAGCUGAAGAAGCCACAGAAGCCACAGAAGCUACAGAAGCUACAGAAGCCACAGAAGCUAAAGAAGCUACAGAAGCUACAGAAGCUACAGUACAGAAGCUACAGAAGCCACAGAAGCUGA
This is a messenger RNA of Knipowitschia caucasica, 453 nucleotides long. NCBI's taxonomy places the organism in Eukaryota, Metazoa, Chordata, Actinopteri, Gobiiformes, Gobiidae. The record is from the annotation of a GenBank genome assembly.